AACCAGACAUCUUUAGCACAAAAAAUCAAGCAAUUCCUUCUUUAAUUUGUCAGUGAGAAAGAUCGAAGAUGGAAAAAUUCAUUAUAUGUGUUCUUAUUAUGUUGUUAAUGAAUUUAGUCACUACAGAACUCAGAGUAGAAUCUGCUGUUUGGCUACAAGCUCAUGCAACUUUCUAUGGUGGAAGUGAUGCCUCAGGAACAAUGGGGGGUGCAUGUGGAUAUGGAAAUCUGAACACAGAUGGAUAUGGUAUAAAAACAGCAGCAUUGAGUACUGCUUUGUUUAAUGAUGGAAAGUCAUGUGGUGGUUGCUAUCAGAUAGUUUGUGAUGCAAGGCAAGUUCCUCAAUGGUGUCUUAAGGGCACUUCCAUCACUAUUACUGCCACAAACUUUUGUCCACCAAACUAUGCACUCCCUAAUGACAAUGGUGGUUGGUGUAAUCCCCCAAGACCACAUUUUGACAUGUCUCAACCUGCAUUUGAGACCAUAGCCAAGUAUAGAGCUGGAAUUGUUCCCAUUUUCUACAGGAGAGUUGGGUGCAAAAGAAGUGGAAACAUGAGAUUUACCAUAAAUGGAAGAGAUUAUUUUGAGCUAGUGCUUAUAAGCAACAUAGGUGGAGGAGGAGAAAUAUCUAAAGUUUGGAUCAAAGGGUCAAAAAUGAAUAAGUGGGAAUCAAUGUCAAGGAAUUGGGGUGCUAAUUGGCAGAGUCUAAGUUAUCUCAAUGGUCAGAGUUUAUCCUUUAGAGUUCAACUCAGCAAUGGGAAGACUCGAACAGCUAUAAACGUAGCACCUUCCAAUUGGAGAUUUGGCCAGUCUUACAAAAGUAACGUUCAGUUCUGAACACAUAUGAAUUAUGAUAUCAUAUCAUAAUAUCUAUUAUUUGUGCAUUCUUCUAUCUUUUAAAUUUAAUAUGUAACAGAUUGUGUUAAUUUCGUCUAAGGAAUUAUUCCAAGUGGUUGUGGCUCAGCAAUAUAUUUUAGUAUUUGCAAUGAAGCCUACCUACCAACUUUGGUAGUUUAAUAUUUGUAUUUCUAUGUGUAAUGUCAGCCCAAACAUAUAUAUUUAAAUAAUAUUUGUAUUUCUCUCA
Messenger RNA from Cicer arietinum (chickpea), 1083 nucleotides. RefSeq names its product putative expansin-A17. Gene Ontology annotation, biological process: plant-type cell wall organization. The record is from RefSeq and is a predicted model, not a curated record. Gene Ontology annotation, cellular component: extracellular region. NCBI's taxonomy places the organism in Eukaryota, Viridiplantae, Streptophyta, Magnoliopsida, Fabales, Fabaceae.